Dictyostelium purpureum is the source of this 987-nucleotide messenger RNA. RefSeq lists its product as uncharacterized. Bases 1 to 987 code for a protein of 328 amino acids. Lineage: Eukaryota; Evosea; Eumycetozoa; Dictyosteliales; Dictyosteliaceae. The transcript has a single exon. The record is from RefSeq and is a predicted model, not a curated record.
AUGGGCAUAAAAACAAUUGAAGAAAAGGAAACAAUAGUCGAGAGAUUAAAUAGAUUCCUUAACUCAGACAUAUCUAAUCAUUUGAAAUCAUUUAAGACAUUAUAUGAUAUGCUAUAUCUAAAGUUUAUUAAAAAUGAAAAUAGAGAUAAAACAAUUCCAAUCUUAACAAAUAUCAAUAUUUUAAAACCUCUAAUUAAAGAAGAAAUUAAUAAAGAAAAAUCAAUUUUCAAUGAAAAUUAUGAAUCUUUGGAAUUAGAAAUAUUCAAAUCAGAAUUUUUAAAUGAUCCCGAACUAAAAAGAUUAGUUUUAAAUCAACCAGAAAAAAUGAAAAUAAAUGAUUUAUCCUUAGUUUUUGGUUCGAUCCAUGUUCAAUCAACUCUAAUCUCUAAAAAAUCAAAUAUUUCAAAUAACAAAAAAACCAACUAUUUCUACAAUCGAGUUAAAAAUAUUUUAUACCUAGAUGAAAAAAUAGAUAGCAUUUAUUCGUCAUUGGAAAAAAUUUUUGGUUUCGAUACAAAUUCAUUAAAUAAUAUUUUUAAUAAAAUCAUAUCAAAAAGAAAUAGUGAAAAGAUUAAUCAAAAAAAUGAAGAGUUUGAAAGCAUACUAAAAGAUUUUUCUAAAUUUAGAAUCAAUGAUAAAUCAAGAAUGUUUUACGAAAUUUCUUUUGAAAAAAAUCAAAUUGCUACUAUUAUGCACAAUAAUCAUAAAUAUGAUGAAGCUUUUAAAUACUGUAAUAAAUCGAUCAUGUAUGCGAUUAAAAGUAUUUUAGAGUAUGAAAAAACAUCCUAUGGAACCAGUGACGAUAUAAAUAGAUUAAAGAGACUAACCAAUUGCUUCAACGAACAAAGAGAACUUACAUCGUUCGAAACCAAUUUAAACCAAUUCAAAACAUCACUAUGCAAACACUCAAAUGAAGAAAACUCAUUAGCAUUAUUAUUAGUUUCAAAUGAAUAUUUACAAAAAGCAAAUUUUAUUAUCAAUCAAUAA